Messenger RNA from Theileria orientalis strain Shintoku, 1572 nucleotides. RefSeq lists its product as uncharacterized. The transcript is spliced from 8 exons. Gene Ontology annotation, biological process: RNA 3'-end processing. Bases 1 to 1572 code for a protein of 523 amino acids. The record is from RefSeq and is a predicted model, not a curated record. Gene Ontology annotation, molecular function: nucleotidyltransferase activity. NCBI's taxonomy places the organism in Eukaryota, Apicomplexa, Aconoidasida, Piroplasmida, Theileriidae.
AUGUAUAGAUUAUGUAAAAUUAAUUUACCAAAUUCAUUAAUAUCUGGAAAAUUACUAGUAAAUAAUUCAUAUUCACUUUGUUAUUGGAGAAGCAUAAACCGUACUCGCUCUAUUAUUUACGGAAAUUCUAGAAGCUUCAGUUCAGGUUUGAAUGAAAAUAAUAACCACGAAUCAAGUAAAAAGGAAGAUUCCUUACUUGAUUUGCUGGUAGAAUUGAAUUAUUCUGGUAAAAAGAAGUAUUCUCCAAGCUAUAAACUGAGAUUGCUGUACAAUAUAAUAACUAAUGAUAAAAACGAUGAAGUCACAUACUCUUCACAUGUUUCAAACAUUCUCCUGCAACUAUGGAAGUCACGAGGAAUGUUGAAUAACAGUGAACUAUCACUUUUUGAUAAAAUAUGCUACGAAUUAUCGGAAAAAAUAUGGACCGUUAUGCCAAAUAGGACAAACACACUGCCAGACAGGUUGUAUUAUAGUCAAUUUAAGUACGAAUUGAGGAAACUUAACGAUGAAAUAUUGAAUCCGACACCAGAGCAGUAUCAGAAGAAGCAAAAUUUAAUAGACCACCUGACGCCAAUAUUUAAAUCGACAAUAGACGGAAAGUUAUACACGUUCGGAUCAUGCGAUAAUGGACUAUGGAGCAGAGGAAGUGAUAUUGAUUUAUGCCUAGUGGUACCAAACUGCGAUUCAAAAAGAUAUAUGCUAUCAAAGUUAAAUUUGAUAAAAUCGUGUUUAUCAAACAGUGAUAUCAUAUCGAAGAUAUCAAUCAUAUCAGCAAGAGUGCCAAUAGUAAAGUUGUACGAUAUGGAUAAUAAUAACCUGUGCGACAUAAGCAUAAACAACACAGUGGCUUUACUAAACUCAGAAUAUGUGAAAACAAUGUGUAACAUAGAUAGCAGAGUGGUAACAAUGGGAAGAUUCAUUAAGUACUGGGCAACGUGUAGAAAAAUAAAUAACAGAGCUGAGGGAACAAUGUCGUCGUACACACUGAUACUCCAGCUGUUUUACUAUUUGCAAAACAGAGAUCCACCAAUAAUACCAACAUUAAAAGAAAUUGAAAUAAAUGAAAGGAAUGGAGACAAUAUUGAAUCGAAUGACAGCGAAAAGAGUGAACAUAGCGAAGAUAUCCAGUCCAUCAAUGACAAUGUUAAUCACAUCAUAUCACAGGAGUAUAACUAUUUAAGAGAUCCUAAGGAGAUUAGGAGUAAAUGUGACUAUUUGAAUAAAAAUGAAGAGGACGUGAUCGAUUUACUGUUUGGAUUCUUUGAAUUCUACUCACACCCAAUGUUCUCAGGUGGAAUGACCUGCAGUACCAUAGAUAUGUACACCAACGAAGUCACCGAAAAUGAAAACGGCUCACUGAUAGUUAAGUGUCCACUGUCAAAGAAGAACGUUAACCCGUUUACGAUUAGAAUGUGGCAGUCGAUAUACAGCGAGUUUAAGCGCGCGAACGACCUGAUAAGGUUGAAGCAGCCACUAAGUACUAUUUGCCAGGAGAUGCACCUACCGCCUCUGGAGUUACAAAUGCAGCAGCAUCAAAUAAAUCAGCAGAAAUUACUGGGACUAUUCAAAUAA